Molecule: messenger RNA, 2130 nt
Organism: Leishmania braziliensis MHOM/BR/75/M2904
Lineage: Eukaryota; Euglenozoa; Kinetoplastea; Trypanosomatida; Trypanosomatidae
Product: putative translation initiation factor
Exons: 1
Coding region: 1-2130 (709 amino acids)
Biological process (GO): translational initiation
Cellular component (GO): eukaryotic translation initiation factor 3 complex
Molecular function (GO): RNA binding; translation initiation factor activity; translation initiation factor binding
Source: RefSeq, a predicted model, not a curated record
AUGACGGACGUCAACUUCGGUCGUCACAUUCUCAUCGAUGGCCUCCCCAAUAACGUCACCCCUGAUAAGCGCGACCUCUUCCAGCGCCACUUCUCGCGGCGCAUCGGGGAGCUGCUCGGCGGUGAAAAGUUCAGCCUGCACCUCCUAACAGAUCCAGAGACAGCGCUCCUAUCGGGUGCCAUCCUCAGCUGUGUGACCGAGGCGCAGGCGGAGGCGGCGCUGGCGAAGCUGAAUCGCUUUCCCUUCACCAAGUCCGCCGUGCUCACGACGUACCGCUGGAGCGCACUGGAGGAGGCGCGCGAGGACGAUGGCCCAUACGUGCCGCCACCUCUGGCGUGCGCCGAUGACGAGGAGGAGGCGGAGCUCGUGCACAACAUGGCUGAGGACCCGGAGGCGCGUCCGCAGUUCUUGAUCAAGUCAGGCAUGUCCUUUGACUGCGACUGGUACUGGUUCAACUGGGAGAAGAACGAGCCGGAUCUAUAUCGCCGCCGCAAGAUCAGCAAGGACGACCCACUUUGCCGCUGGUCUGAAGUGGACCGCGACAACAAGAAGUUGCAUUCCGGGAUGGUGUGCAGCGCACUUCCGGUGUCGCGUCCGCUGCCGGUGUGGUCUACGUACGGCUCCAUGGUAAUCUCGCAGCACGAGAAAGGCCUGCGCGUGUGGGCCGGCCGCAGCAUGCGCCUCCACUUCGAGAUCACGAUGGACAUCAACGCCUUCAUGGUGUCUCCGUGCGAGAAGUACAUCAUUGUCCAGACGCCGAAGGAUAUAAGCAUCAUCAACCUGCGCACUGCGAAGAAGAUUCGCACUAUCGGAAACCUUGACCUGCACAGUGAUGAUCUCUGGCCUAUCAUGCGCUUCAGCGCCGACGACUCGCUGGUGGUGGUGUGCAAGACGGGCUACCGUCCCAUCGACUCGGCCGAAGUUCCGGAAGGCCACCUAAACAUCUACAUCUCCGAGACGAUGAAGCUGCUCAAGGGCGAUGGCAGCUCUGGCCAUAGCUUCGCUAUCCCUGGCCUGUACAAGGCUGAGUGGAACCCGGUAGUGGGUACACAAAUGGCGUACGUCUGCGAGCUGGGCCCGAACAAGGGCUGGAAGGCUGUUGUGUCGAACAUGGUAGUAAACGACGACGGCGAGGUGGAACAGCGCGUGCUGAACGAGCGCAAUUUUCUCGUAGCAACGCGGCUCGACAUGCUAUGGCACCCGGCUGGCACCUUCCUCUGCGUGAGGGUGUCGUCAAAGGGGCCGACGGAGUACUUUCUCUUCCACGUUGCGGAGCGCAACGUGCCUAUCACUCGCUUGUCCAUCAAGCGCGGCUACAUCCCGACCCGCUUCGCGUGGCAGGGCGGCGGUGACAAGUUUGCCGUACUCCUGAAGCGCGAUGGCGUCGGCGCCGGCCUCGGUGAGACCGGCGUGCUGCAGAUCUUCAUGAUCGGCAAGCAGGGGCCCAAGGUGCUACACGAGGUGUCCACGUCGGCGACGCAUUUGUUCUGGGCCCCCCGCGGCGGGCGACUGGCGGCUGCCAACUUCGAUAAGUCGCUGCUGCACUUUUUUGUGCUGCACGACGACAACACCGUAACAGACAAGAGCAAGCUGAGCGGCAUCAGCGCGACAAACUGUGAGUGGGACCCGACCGGCCGCUACUUUGCCGUGUGGGUGUCAUCGGUUCACGAGCAGACCCUCCCCCCGCAGUACCGCAUCUUCGACUACACCGGCAACGAGCUCUACAAGAAGGCCAUCAAGCCCCUCUCUCACUUCGCCUGGCGCCCGUUGCCACCCACUCUGCUCUCGCAGAGCGACGUGAAGAAGGCGCGCGACAUGAUGAAGACCCUCCUGCGGGAUUACGAGGCCACCGCGGCGGCGCACAAGGCUGAGGAGCAGGAGCGCAUUGACAAGGAGCGCAGAUCGAAGGAGGAGGACUACAUUAAGCGCAUGAAGAUGGCUGCCCGCUAUGCGGAGGAGAAGAGCAUGCUGCAGACGCGUGAGGAGCAGCGAGCUAACUCGAAGUGGGUUCGCUACAAUAACAACCGCCUCAAGGCGCUGCCAGACGAGGAGCAAAUCAUUCACGAGGAUGUGACGGAAUACCACCUGGUGUCGCGUCGACAGGUCGGCACUGGUACGGCAAAGAGGUAA